UUCGUUUCUUUGUACCAGAAGCAAGAAAAGCGUUUGUCGAAGGACGUCAGCGUCGCCGGCGAGGUUUUCAAGACUCAGAAUGCUAUGCAGACAUUGGAUAAGACUAUUUCCGGCUUAGAGAUGGAAUUAGCUGCUGCAAGGGCGGCCCAAGAGUCGUUGCUCGGCGGUCCUCCGUUAUCCGGAGAUGUGAUCGGAUCAUCAAGGAAGAGAAAAUAUCUGGUUGUUAUAGGAAUUAAUACGGCUUUCAGCAGCAGGAGAAGAAGAGACUCGGUUCGUGCUACAUGGAUGCCACAAGGUGACAAACGGAAGCGAUUGGAGGAAGAAAAAGGCAUUAUCGUUCGGUUCGUUAUCGGUCAUAGUGCUACAUCGGGUGGUAUUUUGGACCGAGCAAUUGAAGCAGAGGAUAAGAAGCAUGGAGACUUCUUGAGGCUGGACCAUGUUGAAGGGUACCUUGAAUUGUCUGCAAAGACUAAAAUAUACUUUGCUACUGCUGUUGCUUUGUGGGAUGCAGAUUUUUACGUCAAAGUCGAUGACGAUGUCCAUGUAAAUAUAGCAACACUCGGAGAAACUCUAGUUAGGCACCGGAAAAAACCUCGGGUAUAUAUCGGGUGCAUGAAAUCCGGUCCAGUCCUCUCUCAAAAAGGAGUUAGAUACCAUGAACCCGAGCACUGGAAAUUCGGCGAGAACGGAAACAAGUAUUUCCGGCAUGCUACCGGGCAGUUGUAUUCCAUUUCGAAUGAGUUGGCCUCGUAUAUAUCAAUAAACCAACACGUUCUACAUAAGUAUGCUAACGAGGAUGUUUCACUCGGAGCCUGGUUUAUCGGACUCGAUGUGGAGCAUAUCGAUGAUCGGAGAUUAUGUUGCGGCACACCACCUGAUUGUGAGUGGAAAGCUCAAGCUGGCAAUGUAUGUGUUGCUUCCUUCGAUUGGACCUGCAGUGGGAUCUGCCGGUCCGCCGAUGGGAUUAGAGAGGUUCAUCGACGGUGCGGGGAAGGCGAGAAUGCUUUGUGGAGUGCUACUUUUUAACGUGCCACUGGCCACGCGGUUCGCAAUUCGGGAGGACAAUAAGCAAGAGCGACGAGCAUUUGCCACCAUCAACCGGUCAUCGAAAAUCUUUCUUUUCCGUCGGAGAUUAUUGUGGGGGGUUUACGAUUUUGAUCGGAUAUUAUUGUCACCGUCACCGUUGCAGCCGUAAAAGAAAGCGGGGCCACCACUCGCCACCCACUCAUUCUUUUUUCAGACAUGAGAGCCACUUGUAAUUUACAAUUCUAUAAAAGCUCAUAAUAAAGAAGAAAAUAUUCUUUGUUGUGCCAA
Molecule: messenger RNA, 1314 nt
Organism: Hibiscus syriacus
Lineage: Eukaryota; Viridiplantae; Streptophyta; Magnoliopsida; Malvales; Malvaceae
Product: probable beta-1,3-galactosyltransferase 2
Exons: 9
Coding region: 85-1026 (313 amino acids)
Cellular component (GO): Golgi membrane
Molecular function (GO): hexosyltransferase activity
Source: RefSeq, a predicted model, not a curated record